Molecule: messenger RNA, 972 nt
Organism: Alternaria burnsii
Lineage: Eukaryota; Fungi; Ascomycota; Dothideomycetes; Pleosporales; Pleosporaceae
Exons: 3
Coding region: 1-972 (323 amino acids)
Source: RefSeq, a predicted model, not a curated record
AUGGCGCCCGACUUGAAUACCCUGCCCGCUUCCCCUCAUGCAUCGCCCUCGCCCCGCAACCAGUCGCCGACAAACUCACGCACCAUGGCUACUUCACCGCACUCGCUCGCUGCCACUGCCGCCAUGAACGCAGGCAUCCACAAUGAAGAGACGCGCCGACCCUCUUCGGGCAGUAUGCGCAGGGACGUAGAGCGCGCCCGUCGCCGAUCGAGCAUCCGCAUGAACCUCAACUUGAACGAUCCAGCUAUCCCAGCGCCUGGAGAAAUGCAGCAGAGUCCAUCCUCCCGCAGCAGGGGCCCAUGGCCGCAUAGCCCGCACCAUGAGCGCACUCCUAGCCUGGGCGAGCUCCACCAAGAGCUAGAGUACGAGCAGGAAGGACAGGUGAACCGCCUGCUCAACAUGAUCCGCAGCCAGCAAGCCCAGAUCAACACUCUCCAGGCCAACCAGCCGCAACCUUCUGCUUCUGCUGUAGAUGAUGGCACACCAACCUCGGAGCGCUCCAUGUCUAUUCCCCCGUCCCUCUCACAUUCUACAUACAUUUCUCCACCUGUCACUUCGCCUUUGCCGUCUGCUGCACAACCACGGUCUCGUUCGCCCUUUGGCUUUGGUACCAUCAGUCGUCAAUCGUCUUUUGCCGACCGUUCCCGCCACAGCAGCCAUGCCGGCUCUCCGGCUCUACGUCCUGUACCAGGCCAAGCUGGACCCUACGAUUCCCAUGAUAUGCUCCCUAGCCCAGCAGCGACUUCAAGAGACGAAAGUGCCUUCUACCAGGCCGAGACCCAGAAUCUGACCCGGGAAAACCAGAUGCUAAAGCUAAGGAUAAGAGAACUUGAGCGCCAGCUAGCAGAUCAGAACCCCACCAGCCAAGUCACCCAUUCGCCCACCGUCCACUCCGGCCUUGCUCCUGCUUCGACUCGCGAAAGCACAGAUCGGGGUAGCGAGGGCGGUCAGCCGCCUGCGUCCACAGAGUAG